CGCAGCACUUCCUGAACUCCUUCCGCCUCUCUUGAAGGGCGCUAGCGUGCUACGUGUGAUGGACGCCAUCACCAACUCCGAUUCCGAGUCUGAUGGCUCUCAUGUCUCCGCCACCCCACCCAGGUCCUCCUUUGCUUCUCCAUCUCCAAAAUGUAGGGCUAGGGAUUCGUCCCUACCCAACCCUAAGCGCAGAAUGUCCCAAUCCAGACCAAUAAAGCAUCCCGAAUCCGAUCUCCUGCAUUUUCCUGUUGCAGAUCUUUCCAAUGUUAACGGCAUCUCUGUCAAGAAGAUCCAGCGACCCCUUGAUUCUCGGCGCUCGACUUCCUUCUCUUCUCUUGUCCGAUCCCGUCGCCCCUCUUUUGACCCCUUAUUUGAUGUCUCCAAAGAAGUUGCAAAUGCUGCUCAGCAUGCUACUACGUCCGAUCGCGCUGGGAAUAGGAUCAAUAUGGCAAAGCUUCGCCCUAAUAGGUUAGGCACUCAAAUUCGAUCGGUAACGGCGGCUACUGUGCCGCUGAAACCGCCCAAGAGCGGCAGCGAGGGCAACUUUGUUCGGCUUAACAUCAAUGGUUAUGGGAGAAAAAGGAAGAUUUCAUACUGCUACGGAAAGAAGAAGGCAUUCCCGUGUUCAAGGUCUUGGAGGUUUUGUCGGGGUUCUUCCGAAGAAGAGAAUUUCACUUUGGACGCCUCAAGGAAACAAUCUACAGUCUCAGAAGUUGACGUGGAACUGGCAAUGGCCGCUGUGAAGGACGCUCGAGUUGAGCCUUCUGAUGAAAAUCUGAAGAAGCUUCUUAUGCUUACGCAUGGAUAUGAUUGCUUCCGUGAAGGGCAGCUGGAGGCGAUUAAGUAUGUGAUUUCCGGGGAGUCUGCAAUGUUAGUGCUUCCAACCGGUGCGGGGAAGUCUCUUUGCUAUCAGUUACCUGCGCUGGUCUUACCUGGGGUAGCGUUAGUUGUGAGCCCCCUGAUAGCUUUGAUGGUUGAUCAGCUGAGGCAACUGCCUCCUUUAAUACCGGGUGGUCUUCUAAGCAGCAACCAGACCAGGGAGGAGAGUUUAGAGACUUUGCGAAGGUUGCAUGAAGGGCUGAUAAAGGUGCUAUUUAUCUCCCCUGAGAGAUUAUUGAAUCCAGAGUUUCUGUCAACAUUUGGGGAUGGUCUGCCGAUAUCUUUUGUGGCGAUUGAUGAAGCCCACUGCAUUUCUGAAUGGUCUCACAAUUUUCGGCCUUCAUAUUUGAGGUUGAGGGCAACAUUGUUACGGUCGGUGCUUAAUGUUCAAUGCUUUCUUGCAAUGACUGCAACUGCAACAACCCAGACAUUACAUGGCAUAAUGCGUGCUCUAGAAAUUCCUUCUACAGGUCUUAUCAAGAAAUGCCAAAUUAGGGACAAUCUACAGCUCUUUAUAACCUCAAAUGACGAUAGGCUAAAAGAUUUGUUGAUUCUUAUCAAGUCAAUUUCUAUGAACAACAUGAGAAGUAUCAUCAUCUACUGCAAGUUUCAGAAAGAAACCGAGUUGGUGAACAAAUUUCUUUGUGAUAAUAAUAUCUCUAGUAAGGUUUAUCACAGCAGUAUUCCAUCAAUGGACAGAAUUCGAACUCAGGACCUCUUCUGUUCUAACAAAAUUAGAGUGGUUGUAGCAACUGUGGCGUUUGGCAUGGGCCUUAACAAAAGCGACGUUGAUGCUGUUAUCCAUUAUAGCAUGCCAGAAAGCAUUGAAGAGUAUAUCCAGGAAACUGGACGGGCUGGGAGGGAUGGAAGACAUUCCAUUUGCCAUCUUCUUUUUGAUAACUCUACUUAUUAUAAGCUUCGUAGCCUUUUAUAUAGUGAUGGGGUUGAUGAAUAUCAAAUAAUCAAGCUUCUAUGUCAAAUUUUCGUGAAGGACACUAACUUAGACGAGAGUAUUGGCUACUUAAUUAAAGAAGCCGUAUCAUUUAAAUUUGAUAUUAAAGAAGAGGUUUUAUCGACAGUGCUGACACAAUUGGAGAUUGGUGAUGUGCAGUACAUAAGGUUGCGACCUCAACUCAACGUCACAUGCACGAUGUACUUUCACAAGACAUCACCUGAAGUGCUUUCUAACAAGGAUGCCAUAGUUUCUGCUAUUAUUAAAAAGUCAGAGAAGAAGCAUGGACAUUUUAUUUUUAACAUCCCCACUGUAGUAAAUUAUGCGGGCAUCAUGGUCAAAGAGCUGUUGGAUCACAUGCAGAACCUUAAGCACUUGGGAGAAAUAACAUACGAUCUGAAGGAUCCAGCCUUCUGCUUCUCAGUUGUUAAGAAGCCAAACGAUUUCUAUUCUCUUUCAGCUCAUCUGGCAAAAUUUUUAUCAGAGGUCGAGAAAUGCAAGGUACAGAAGUUAGAUGAAAUGUUGAAUUUGGCACAUUUUGCUUUAAAAGAAUGCAGAGGGCUUGAUGGAUGUUCUGGUUCUGUGCAUACUCCAUGCAUCCAAAAAAGGAUUGUAGAAUACUUUUGCAGGGAUCAUAAUGUUCAUCCAGAGCUCACCUUCUGUAGCCCACAAAGCAGCCCAUAUCUACAUGCGGAUAUUAAGGUGUUCUUACAAGCAAAUUCACAUGCCAAAUUUACACCAAGGGCAGUUGCAAGGAUUUUGCAUGGCAUUCCAAGUCCUGUUUUUCCAUCUGCAACUUGGUCAAAAUGUCAUUUUUGGGGACGCUAUACACACACGGAUUUUUUAGUUGUCAUGAAGGCUGCAACAUUGGAGCUAAUGGAUUUCCUUGAGAGGGGUGAAACCUAAACUUUUUAUUUGUUUGUAAACUGGUGUUCCAUAACCAUGUGAUCAUAGGGAUCUUCGAGUUGAAAGUAUGAACUUCUUUGUGUCUAUAGAAAGCGGUGGUUUUCUUCCCUGCAAGCUUUGUGAUGACCACAAUUAGUUUGGCUUAUUUAUCUUUUAAAGUAUCAUUCUAACUCUGGUGCAAUUUAUUAGAGUUUCUAUCUAUUGGGGGCAGUUCAACAUGUCCUUUGUUUAUUAUUAUGGAACUGAUGAAUUGAAAUCCUUUGCUUAACCACAAAAUCCGAAAGAAUGCACCUUCUCA
This is a messenger RNA of Phalaenopsis equestris, 3035 nucleotides long. Its product is annotated as ATP-dependent DNA helicase Q-like 5. Gene Ontology annotation, biological process: double-strand break repair via homologous recombination. The coding region runs from base 59 to 2737 and encodes 892 amino acids. Gene Ontology annotation, cellular component: chromosome; nucleus; cytoplasm. The record is from RefSeq and is a predicted model, not a curated record. Gene Ontology annotation, molecular function: nucleic acid binding; 3'-5' DNA helicase activity; ATP binding. The transcript has 21 exons. NCBI's taxonomy places the organism in Eukaryota, Viridiplantae, Streptophyta, Magnoliopsida, Asparagales, Orchidaceae.